GAAGACCAAGAGCCUAUGAAGAAGUGCUUGGAGAAAAAGAACAAAGAAUUGAUGGAGACCACUAAUACUAUUACAACAACUGAAAGGAGUGAGCCAGAGAAUGAGGACAUGAACAAGAAGAAGAAGACAAAGAGGAAAAAGAAGAAGAGUAGAGUGACUGAAGAAGAAGAAGAAGAUAAAGCAGAUGAACCAUAUGUUUGCAGUAUUUGCAAUGUCAUUUGUGAUAAUCCUGCGGUAUUCGAAUCUCAUCUUAAGGGCCAGAAGCAUGCUGCUGCGGUUAUGAACCUUACCGAGGGUCUGCUUGAUGAUAAGCAAAUACAAGAUAUGUGUCAACUUAUAGAUAUUACAGAGGAGAUCCAAUUCAAGCCUGGAGAAGCAUCUGAGAACAUCGAAGAGGAGAUGAGAGAGAGAUGUGGCAUCUCUGAAUGGAGUGCUGGAGAAUUUUCACAAGCUUUUGAAGAAGUCCUAGAGAAUGAUUACAACAAAUCUCUUCCAAAUGAAUUCACCGAACUAAACUCCGAGUUUUGGAGCCCUAAAGAAGCUAGAGAAUGGAUUGAUGCCAUAUUCAACACACAAGAGCUUUCACAAGAUGAAAAUCUAACCAUAGAAUUUGAGAGUAUGCUAAACCAAAGCCUGGAGAUGAACUCAGGCGGCUAUGAAGGAGUCACUGAGCAUCUAGAGGAGUUCAAGGACAAGGUGAGUAAAGAUAAAGCUGAGUCUGAAGCAUAUGUGUGUAGUAUCUGCAGUGUGGUAUGCGCUUGUCCAACUGUCUUUGAGUCUCAUCUGAUGGGUCGAAGGCACGCUGCCAAGGUAAAGAAGCAUGCAGAGGUUCUCUUUGAUGAUAAGAAGAUUCUAGAAGAAAGCCUUAAAGAGAAAGAUCGCUCAGAAGACUCAAUGGUCAAGAGAUUAGAAGUUUCUCUGGAGGAUACGUCGAAGCAGACGGUGGUUGAGGCUGGAAGCACAUCUGAGCGUGUGGAGGAGGAGAAGCAUGCUGCCACCGUGAAAAAGCGUGAACCCGUUGUGAAGAAGCAUGAUGCCGUGGUGAAGAAGCAAGCUGGGACCAAAUUUGCUUAUGUUAGAAAGAAUGGGCCUUAAGUGGGCCUUUGUAUUUUCCCGCCGUCAAUAAUUAUCCACUGUUAUGUGGUUGACAAACAAAAUACUGUGAUUAAUGGGCCACUUAAGGUGCAUCAUGAUGGGGUUUUAUUUAAAUAAUUGUGUGCACUUUUCAAAUAAAAGGCUUAUGAUUAAAAUGUAAAA
Brassica napus (rape) is the source of this 1257-nucleotide messenger RNA. RefSeq lists its product as uncharacterized. The record is from RefSeq and is a predicted model, not a curated record. Gene Ontology annotation, molecular function: nucleic acid binding; zinc ion binding. The coding region runs from base 16 to 1095 and encodes 359 amino acids. NCBI's taxonomy places the organism in Eukaryota, Viridiplantae, Streptophyta, Magnoliopsida, Brassicales, Brassicaceae. The transcript has 4 exons.